Myripristis murdjan (pinecone soldierfish) is the source of this 543-nucleotide messenger RNA. It is a transcript of the gene il20, whose product is annotated as interleukin 19 like. The transcript is spliced from 6 exons. NCBI's taxonomy places the organism in Eukaryota, Metazoa, Chordata, Actinopteri, Holocentriformes, Holocentridae. Bases 1 to 543 code for a protein of 180 amino acids. The record is from RefSeq and is a predicted model, not a curated record.
AUGGAUAACUCUCUAGACGUUGCUGUAGCGAUGAAGGUGUCUGUCUGCUCUCUGUCUCUGCUGCUCCUGUUGAGCUGUGGGAGUCGGCCUGUGGAGAGUCGCCGUCUGCAUCUGGGCAGCUGCGCUGUCACUGUUCACAUACAUGAACUGCGGCAGUACUACGCUGACAUACGCCCAAAUGCUAUAGCAGGAGACAAUGAAUUGGCAGUGAAACUUCUGGAGAAAUCACUGAUGAAUGACAUUCAGGAGGGAGACAGAUGUUGCUUCUUGGGCCUUCUGCUACGUUUCUACGUCGAGAGAGUGUUCAACAACUACACCGGCUCUGAGUCACAGCACCAACGCUCUGUCAGCGCGCUGGCCAACGCUUUCAUCAGCAUCAGGAGAGACAUUAAACUCUGUCAUUGCCACUGUGGAGAGGAAACCCUGAGAAAAAUCGACUCCCUGCAUGCUGAGUUUAUCAAGCUGGACACAAAGCAGGCGGCAGUGAAGGCCGUGGGAGAACUGCACACUGUGCUGGACUGGCUGGAGACCACACACACAUGA